Thrips palmi is the source of this 4455-nucleotide messenger RNA. RefSeq names its product sodium-dependent serotonin transporter. Gene Ontology annotation, biological process: sodium ion transmembrane transport; serotonin uptake. The record is from RefSeq and is a predicted model, not a curated record. The transcript is spliced from 14 exons. Bases 95 to 2410 code for a protein of 771 amino acids. Lineage: Eukaryota; Metazoa; Arthropoda; Insecta; Thysanoptera; Thripidae. Gene Ontology annotation, cellular component: neuron projection; membrane. Gene Ontology annotation, molecular function: serotonin binding; serotonin:sodium:chloride symporter activity.
UGGCGGCACCUGGCGCGGGCCGUCCGCAGCAUGAGGGCGAGGGCGGCGGCAGCGAGCUAAGGUGGCGCAGUUGCUGACCGCCUACAGGCCCAGGAUGGUGGCUGCGGAUGAAGACGACGACCCUGCCUGCCCCGCCAACGCCAAGCGGCCCGCGGCCUUCCAGAGCCGCCUUCCUGGCCUGCCCGGCGCCGCCACCUACAACCAGGUGCACGAUGUCGACAACCCGCUCGUCGUCCAGGACCCACCUCCCCCCGCACCCGCCGUGGCCGCCCCCCUGGACAAGUCCGAGAUCCGGAUACGCGUGGGCCUGGGGGGCGGCGGCGGUGGGGGCGGGGGUCUCGGCCUGGAGGCGGCCGACAGCGACGGCGCGGGGGACUCGCUCGGCGGGGAGGUGAUACCACACGGGUACCAGCAAAUGGUGCCCCUGGACCCCGACGAGACGACCGACUCGACGGGCUUCCUGACGGCGCCGAGGCACAGCAGGCCGCCCAGGAAGAGCUCCUCGCUGCUGGCCGCCGUCACCCUGGCCGCCAUCUCGGGGGACCCGCCGCCCCGGGAGACGUGGAACAAGAAGGUGGAGUUCCUGCUGGCCGUCAUCGGCUUCGCUGUGGACCUGGGCAACGUCUGGCGGUUCCCGUACAUCUGCUACGCCAACGGUGGAGGUGCAUUCCUCAUCCCCUACUGCAUCAUGCUGGUGUUCGGCGGCAUGCCCCUUUUCUAUAUGGAGCUGGCGCUGGGGCAGUUCCAUCGUUGCGGCUGUCUCACGUUGUGGAAGAAGAUUUGUCCAGCGCUCAAAGGUGUGGGCUACGCCAUCUGCCUCAUCGACAUCUACGUGGGCAUGCACUACAACACCAUCAUCGGCUGGGCGCUGUACUACCUGGUGGAGAGCUUCCAGUCCGAGCUGCCAUGGACGUCGUGCAACAACACCUGGAACACGCCCAACUGCACGCCCGUCGUCGGGGAGCAGUUCAACUACUCAACCAGCCCGGCCAAGGAGUUCUUCGAGCGCAGCGUGCUGGAGCAGCAUCUGUCCGACGGGCUGGACCGCAUGGGCCCCAUCAAGUGGAGUCUGGCGCUGUGCGUGUUCGGCGUGUUCGUCCUCGUGUACUUCUCGCUGUGGAAGGGCGUCCGCAGCACGGGCAAGGCGGUGUGGGUAACCGCGCUGGCCCCCUACGUGGUGCUCUUCAUCCUGCUGGCCCGCGGCGUCACCCUGCCCGGCGCCGACGUGGGUAUCCGCUACUACCUCACGCCGCAGUGGGAGAAGCUCAAGGAGUCCAAGGUGUGGAUCGACGCGGCCUCGCAGAUCUUCUUCUCGCUGGGCCCCGGCUUCGGCACGCUGCUCGCCCUGGCCAGCUACAACAAGUUCAACAACAACUGCUACAGGGACGCCAUCCUGACCAGCUCCAUCAACUGCCUCACCAGCUUCCUGGCCGGAUUCGUCAUCUUCUCCGUGCUGGGGUACAUGGCCCACAUGCAGAACAAGAGCGUGGCCGAGGUGGGACUUGACGGCCCCGGCCUCGUGUUCAUCGUGUACCCGGAGGCCAUCGCCACCAUGACGGGCUCCGUCUUCUGGUCCAUCAUCUUCUUCCUUAUGCUCAUCACCUUAGGGCUGGACUCGACGUUCGGGGGUCUGGAGGCCAUGAUCACGGCGCUGUGCGACGAGUACCCGCGGCUGCUGGGCCGGCACCGGGAGAUCUUCGUGGCCGUGGUGCUGGUGCUGGUCUACCUGUGCUCGCUGCCCACCUGCACCUACGGCGGCGUGUUCCUGGUCAACCUGCUCAACGAGUACGGCCCCGGCAAGUCCAUCCUGUUCGUGGUGUUCGUGGAGGCGGCCGGCGUCUGCUGGUUCUACGGCGUGGACCGCUUCUCGCGCGACAUCGAGAAGAUGCUGGGCUUCCGUCCGGGGAUCUUCUGGCGCUGCUGCUGGACCUUCAUCAGCCCCGUCUUCCUUCUGGUGAUCUUCAUCUGCUCGCUGUUGGGAGACACAGACGACGCCAACAAGUACCCGCCGUGGGCCAUCAGCGUGGGCUGGGUGUUGACGGCGUCCUCGCUGCUCUGCAUCCCCGUCUACAUCAUCUACAAGUUCUCCAUCACGUCGGGCAACUGUUCGCAGCGAGUCAAGAUGAUCUGCGUCCGGAGGAGACCCCCGAGGAGACGGCGCUCAACGUCAACUCGACGUACGGCACCGGGACGCACGUCUGACUCGAGGGCGGCCAGGCACCGCACCCCUUGCCCGGCGUCAAGGUGCUGCGCCAGGACCACCAGGACGCGUGCACCUGGGUCAUCGAGUGGCUGGUGUAGGUGCGUGUCUACGCAUUGGCCAUUGGCGGUGGAGGCGGCGAUGUUACGUAAUACCUGGACGCGAGGUGGCGGGCCGGGCGGGCCGCUCGCUGACUGGGGCUGCAAAUAAUUGACCGGCGUUCCCGGCGGACGGCGAGGCGGCGGAGCUCGAGAACAAAUACUCCUGCCUGACGAGGCGAGGCGGCUGCGGAAUAUCUCGCUAAUCUGUUUUCCCGGGUUUUCGCCGCUUUUCCCCGGUUUUCCCUGGUUUUGCCGGGGCUGAGGGUGGGGGGCUGGCGCGCCGACGGCGGCCGGGACUCGGAGAACGCUCCGGCCGGUGUCAGCGCGUAUUGAUGUAAACGACCGCCACGGCGUCGUCGUCGGCGUCCUGGAGUAUCGCCAUUCCGGCCACGCCACUGCGAGCGCCGCCAGCACCUCCGUCAUUCAAUUUAGCUCGCCCUCCAAAUCCCCACGCCGCCUCGGCCCGCCUUGGCGCCGCCCUCCAGACCUCCAGGACCACCUCUGGAGCGCCGCGUCUUGAAUAGCAGCGCCGCGACGACUUUGGGACGACCACCGCGCCACCGCCCCACCGCGCCAUUUCCCAAUGUCCGGAAAAUUGGGAAAAUUCGCUCAUUUCCGUAAUGAGGAAUGAGUCGGCCGAGCUUUCCUUUCCCUCCGCGGUUGUGUGCCGGGGACUCGGAGGCGUCCUGGCGGCGUCCUGGCGGCGUCCGGGACCCAAGUUCGCUGGCGAGAGGGGGUCCGAAGCUGCGGAUGCGUCUCUGGUUCUCACUUUCUCGCGCGUGCGGCACACUAGGCCACAGAGAACACGGCACGUUUUGAUGGUGGGGCGGGAAAAAGUGGAACCUGUAACUGAGUAGUAGCGAUCUGGACAACGUUUUCAUGGCAAUGUCUUCUUGUUCUUCUCUUGCUUCGAACGCUUUGAAGGUACAUCCCCGAAACAUGGUAGAGCUUCAUGAUAAAUUCAUAUUCAUAUCUAGCUUGAAGUUUUAGAAAUAUUUAUUAGAAAUGUCGACAACGGCAUUGUUACUAUUUCCCUGUGGUCGAACUCGCUUCUCACUUUAGUGCCGCUGAGAAGGCAGGGGUUAUUCGCAGGGGGUAUUCGCGAAGAGACAACGUCUCUCGCUCCGGAAGUAUCUAAGCGCGGCGCUACCCCUCGCUGAGGCGCGGCGGCGCGCCGCUACCCCUCGCCGAGGGCACCCCUCUGCUCAGCCCACAGCUUUAGUGGAAUCAAGUUGUCAAUGGUUCCGUCUAGUUGAGAUAAUGUGAUCAUUCUAUUGUUGUUGGCCGACUGUUUUGUUUUUAUACAUACUCAAAAAAAAUUAGAAUAGUGAGGAAGUAACGAAAACGUGUGUGCAUUCUUAACGCACUAAACACAUUGCUGUCGCUACAAUACAAACCGUAAUUAUCGAGUAGAGUACAACUUUGUAGAGUAAAAAUGUAUAUUACGUAAUGUUUACAGAUAUUCAGGGCAGAUAUGUAUUUCUGAAACGACAGAUCCAUAAUCAGGUGAGCUCUCUGUAGGGAAAUUGAACUUUCGUCAUCAACAAACUAAGAGCAUGAACAAAAACAAACAUUGCCUGUCCAUGCAGAAAGAAAUAAAAGAAUUUAGAGAGAAACUUCAUGGCCUAAAAUUGGGUGCCAGUUAAAGACCUAGAUUAUAGUAUUUACUAUUUAUACCACUGUGUAUCAUGUAUCAUAUUGGUUCGGUAGGCUCUAAUAUUUAAAGCAGAAGUCUUCCUUACUGCUGUGUGCAUACAUGUAUAUUAACGUACGUUUAAUGGAAGUAGCAUGUUACUUAGUUCCUAUUUGAUGAACUCACAUUGCCUUGGGCGAUUCACAGCCAGAAUCGGCCAGGGCAUUUAUUCUGUACAAUAUUCGUAAAUUAUGGGUCGGUACGAUUAGAUUGUUGAAAGUAGUUGUGAAGUAGAUUGUGUGUUCAUUAGUCGUAUCACACUUGUAAUUAUGGGUCCUCGCCCAAUCUGUAGACUUUGUAGUCCUGUGGUUGUGAGCUAUGGGCUGUCGUUGAAGAACACGUAGCUCACAAUACCGCGUCGCGCUCUCGUAGCUGAAUCGCUUGUACGGUGUUAUAUGUACGUUAUGUCAAAACGUAACUUGUGUAAUUUUUUUAAUAAAAUAAAAAAAGGUUCAAACCUA